AUGCACAUUCAUGAUAGGCCACGUGACAAGCGCGAACCCAACCCUGGGGAYCUGAUYGAGAUCAAACGGCAAGGUUACCAGCACUGGGCCCUCUGUGUGGGGGAUGGAUAUGUCAUCCAUGUCACAUCUGCAGGUAAGGCUGGUGCAGCCUGGCAGGGUGCAGAGUGGGUGUUGGGGUGCCCCAGGAGCCCUGUGUCCCUCCAUGGGCUGGUGAUGGACCCUGUGUGUGUAGCUGGCCUUUCCAGGAGCAGUGAGAAACCCAUCUGAGAUCCUGGAGGGGCCAGAGAGGAUCUGCCUGCCUGCCUUAUCUCCUCUCUGCCCUCCCCAGAUGAAAAGGGUCCACCUAAAUCAGACACCACAGAGAGAAUACUCACCAGAAAGGCAAAGGUGAAGAAGCUGCUCCUAAAGGAUGUGGCCAAAAAAGAUGAAUGGUGUGUCAACAACAAGCAUGACUGGUACCGCGUUCCAUUCCCUGUGCUGGAGAUCAUCCGGCGUUCUGAAUGCUGGAUUGACAAGGAGGUGCCAUAUGAUGAGUGUGGCAGCAACUGUGAGCUCUUUAUGACAAAGCUCCGCUAUGGUGAUGCAAUCUCUUUCCAGGUGAGUGCCCCGGGCUGAGCCCCUGUGUGCCUCCCAGGGCACCUCCUGGCUGCUCUCUGCUCGCUGCGGGGCUGGGACACAGCCUGCACCCUGCAUGGGGACAGCCAAGGGCCAGGCGUGGGCUCCAGAGCAGCACUGCCUCUGGGCUGCCACAGCCCCUGCACCUGGAGGGUCACUGUGCUCUGUCUGCACCCUGACACUGCCCUCUUACUGAAUGCCACCUCCUUGCUACAAAUGGGACACG
Molecule: messenger RNA, 841 nt
Organism: Malurus melanocephalus (red-backed fairy wren)
Lineage: Eukaryota; Metazoa; Chordata; Aves; Passeriformes; Maluridae
Product: phospholipase A and acyltransferase 2-like
Exons: 1
Biological process (GO): N-acylphosphatidylethanolamine metabolic process
Cellular component (GO): cytoplasm
Molecular function (GO): A2-type glycerophospholipase activity; glycerophospholipid phospholipase A1 activity
Source: RefSeq, a predicted model, not a curated record